This is a messenger RNA of Mugil cephalus (flathead mullet), 2045 nucleotides long. RefSeq names its product chromosome 2 C6orf120 homolog (gene c2h6orf120). The transcript has 2 exons. NCBI's taxonomy places the organism in Eukaryota, Metazoa, Chordata, Actinopteri, Mugiliformes, Mugilidae. The record is from RefSeq and is a predicted model, not a curated record. The coding region runs from base 514 to 1083 and encodes 189 amino acids.
ACUGGUGGUGAGGCGCUGUGUUAGCUGUUAGCAUGUUGGUAGCUCCAGGUUGAGUUGACGUUACUACGAACGUGUUUUCAUUUUUCUAACUUCUGACACGCUCCUCUAGUUUAUAUGAUGCAAAGGAUUCAAAGUCAAAUAAGGUUUCUAAGGAGUCUUACUUUUGUUAUUUUGACAUUAACUCUGUCUCUGAUUAUCUUUAUGCUUCGUACUUCGUGUAGAUCUUACAUUUAACCCGUAAUUAUCUUUAAAAAAGCCUGAAGUUUGACUCGUUCAAACCUGCAGAAACCUCGGAUAAAGCUGCUCCGGCCAACGUUCACUAGUGAAAUGUUUUGUCGUCGUAUCAAAGGUCGGAGUCGCUGGUGGAGAGGAGGAGGGCCACAGAUUUAUUUUUAGAGUCAGACUUCCACGAGCCGUGAGAAGGAGGCGAACAGCUGCCGAGUGUGGAGGCAUUUAUAGCUGCUGCUGCUGAGCAGGAGACCUGCAGGCUGUCCGGUGACAGAUGCCUUCGCCAUGAUGCUGAGCUUCAGCGCGCUGGUCGUCGCCCUCCUGCUGUCCCCGGCCAGAAGCUUCCUGGGCCCCUCGGAGGAUGACGACGGCGGCGGCGGCGUCCCCGAGGAGUGGGUGCUGCUCCACGUGGUUCAGGGCCACAUCGGGGCCGGCAACUACAGCUACCUGCGCCUCAACCACGACGGGAGGAUCAUCCUGCACAUGCAGAGCCUCAAGGGCGACGCCGACCUGUACGUGUCCGACAGGACCCUGCACCCGAGCUUCGACACCUACAGGCUGCAGUCGGUCACCUGCGGCCCCGACGUGGUGGUGGUGCCGGGGGACUUCGCUCGGCCCGUGGGCAUCGGCAUCUACGGCCACCCGUCGCACCAGGAGAGCGAGUUCGAGAUGCGGGUGUUCUACGACCAGACCGUGCUCCAGGACCCGUUCGACAGGGGCUCGUACGACUCGGACGGACAACGCGCCGAAAAGAAAUCCUCUCAGGCGGGAGAGGAGGACUUUCAGGAGGAGGAGUCGAUCUUUUGGACUAUUCUGAUUGGACUUUUGAAAAUCAUUCUGGAGAUAGUGUUUUGAAAAUUGGUUUACGUUCCGUGGCUACUGUGACCGUAGGUGGUGGUGGGGGGGGGGGGGUUCUGGUUUUGGCCAGUGAAUAGUAGUAUUUGUUUUCAUUGCGUGAGGAGAAGAGAGUACGAAUCAGAUUUUUUAAAAAGUUGGGGUGGAUCACUGUGAAGAUAUCACCAGGGAAGCCUGAUCAUUCAUAAAAAACCUGUGUCACUGAGAGGAAACGAAUCAAUCCGGCUCUUUUUUUCCUAUUUUGAAUUGUGGUUUAACCAAAAGGUCGAGACUGGACCAGAUGUGGGUCUUAAAUUAUAGAUUUGGAUUUUAUCAUGCAACACGAAGAAGGUUGAUCGGUGAAAAUCAUCCCUCCUCAAACUGAUUUGUGAAAUGAUCCCGUUAAAGAUGAUUUGUGUUCAUUUGGACGGACGUGCUCUAAAUUUAUCCAACCUUCAGCUUCUCAUAAAACUCAAAUCGUUUAACAGAUUCCAGAUGAUGCGUCCCACUCUUCACACGUUCUACGUGGGUUAAAAUGUCCAAACUAGCCAAGCAACACAGUCACGGUCAUUCGUUUUCAGAUGAGGAUCUGGUUUAUCGCGGGACGUAAAGGAAGGUCGACGGUUUAAAGUUGAAAAGACGCCAAAGCAGGUCGUUCAGUUUGAGUUGCUUUUAUUUGCGGUUCUUCAUUAGAGACGUUUCUCCAGCUUGAGAGCAUCUGGUUUAUGAAGGGAUUCACUAACACACUGUCAACAUGAGUAGCAACAUUUGAUUUGGUCACUUCUUUUUUUUUUUUUUUUUUUUUUAAUCCGCCUGUUGGACACGCUCCUGAUUUCGACAUCACCUCCAGCGCUGGAGCUCAGUUAUGAGUAAACUUGUGACCACUGAGCAGAAAUGUUCAACAGUGCCUUCACAUCAGUCCUCGGGACGACUGAGCAACUUGUGAGUCAGGUUUGAAAAAUAAAAAAAAACAUUAUUUUCCA